Molecule: messenger RNA, 1575 nt
Organism: Capsella rubella
Lineage: Eukaryota; Viridiplantae; Streptophyta; Magnoliopsida; Brassicales; Brassicaceae
Product: putative F-box protein At2g19630
Exons: 1
Coding region: 105-1343 (412 amino acids)
Molecular function (GO): protein binding
Source: RefSeq, a predicted model, not a curated record
CAAAAAAAAAAAAACACAAAAUUAAGACUUUAAGAGUUGAAAAUCGAAAUCAGUGUAGUUCGUCGUCCAAAAGGGGAACUAGGGUUGAAGGAAGUGUCGCCGCCAUGAAAACACGGCGGCAGGAAGACUCUGAGGAUGCUCUAACCAUUUCUCGUCGCAAUAAUACACAAUCUCCAACCUCAACGAACGGAAGAGAAAACUCAGAGCCGAUCCCAGUUGAUAUCAUUUACGAAAUCCUCUUGAAAUUGCCGACGAAAUCAAUUGCGAGAUGUCGCUGCGUAUCGAAGCUCUGGUCUUCCAUACUUGUCCGUCCAGAUUUCACAGAGUUGUUCUUGACCAGAUCUUCAACUCGCCCGCAACUAUUGUUCGCCUGCGAGAAAAAAGAUGAGUUGUUCUUCUUCACGGCACCGCAAUCCCAAAAUCCAGAUGGGAACUCGUCUCUUGUAUCCUCGAGUUAUCAGAUGAAGGUUCACUAUGAUCCGUUUUAUUCCUCUCAAGUUUGUGGUGAUGUCCGCGGCUUGGUCUGUCUUACACAUCGGCAGGUCGUAAAGGGAAGGAAGGAAACGGUACCAAUGAUAUGCAACCCCAGCACUAGACAAGCCUUACCUUUACCCAAAGUGAAGACGAGGAAGGUUAAAGUCAGAACCUUUUCGAUUUAUGAUCCCAUUGGUAAACUAUUCAAGUUAUUGUCCAUGACCUGGCUGUGUUAUGGAAACGAUGAUAAGAAUUGUAAGGAGUAUCAGAUUCUUACAUUAGGGAAGCCAUCACUUCCAUGGAGGAUGAUUGGUUGUUCUAUGCCCCAUCAUCCUGUACAUAAUGGGAUGAUCAUUGAUGGUUGUUUGUAUUAUCAAGCUAUGGUCGGUUUCGGUUCAGGGAUUUCUACUAUAGUUUGCUUUGAUGUUAGGUCUGAAAAGUUUAGAUUUGUUAAGAAAGCUAGGGGCAUGUCGCUCUAUGGUGAAUCUACUCUGGUAAACUAUGAGGGUAGGUUAGGUGCACUUCAGUCAGGUGGGCUUGACAUAUCUGGAACUGUUGAUAGCCAUACUAGGAGUCUUGAGUUGUGGGUUCUAGUAGACGCUGAGAAACACGAGUGGUCGAAGCAUCUUUAUGUAUUGCCUCCAAUGUGGAAGAAUGUAGUUGCAGAGGAGUCUGACUUAUACAUCGUUGGAAGGACCAGUACAAAUGACAUUGUGUUGGCGCCACGCUAUCUAUCUGAUGUUUUCUACUACAAUCCAGAGAGGAACACAAUCAAAAGAGUUGAAUUCCAAGGAAUGGAUGAGUUUAAGAAAUGUAGAGUUCACACCUUUCUAGACCAUAUGGAGGACGUGAAGCUUAUGCAAUUGUAACGGAUCAUGGGCUCUUAGUGUUCAUCUUUCUUGGAUACUAUAUUUAUUCUUUUGCAUUAAUGGUUUAUACCUUGAGGAAUGGUUGUUCUAAAGUAAGUUCUAGCCUAUACUCUUUUCUUCAUGAAUAAGCCCUUUGUGACAUGUGUACUGAUGUUACUUGGUUACCCAUUUAGUAAGGUUAUGGAUCGUGUAGUGCGUCGAGAUAUGGUUAGACGCAAUAUUACGUUUGGCA